Molecule: messenger RNA, 1142 nt
Organism: Spodoptera littoralis (African cotton leafworm)
Lineage: Eukaryota; Metazoa; Arthropoda; Insecta; Lepidoptera; Noctuidae
Source: the annotation of a GenBank genome assembly
CAGUGAUAAAUCGGAUUAAGCCCUUACUUUCCGAACUUAAAAUAUAAUGUCACUUUGGCAGUUCCGAAGUGUCAAAAAAUGUCAAUGUUCGUAUAUUGUAAACAUGAGGUUAGGAAUUAAUUGCUAAAAUCUAUAAUUUAAAGCUUCUUUUAACACACUCAGUUUUUAAAAUAUAUUUCAUAAAAAGUCUAGAGGUGUUUUUGUUAUAUCCAGACAUGAAUGCGAUCAGGAGUUUAUGGCGUUCAUCGCCUUUAGUUCGUGGUGUGAUAGCGCCGAUUUAUGCUAUUCGACCUCUUUCAACAGUCACAGCGGUUCCUAAUCAAAAACCUAUUGAUGCGGUACCAUCGACUGCGGCAGUGGAACUCGACAAGUUAUAUAAACGAGUCGAAUUGGAAAUGCGCGGGAUUGACCCUGCUGUGCUGCUGAGUUACUCUUGGUUCUGUGUGGCAGCAGCUUCGCAUUUGGGCAUUGAAGUUACUAAGAAUUGGGCGCUAAGAAAAGCAGAGAAAGAAAGACACACUCUCCUCCGUUGUGUCCACAUCUACAAGAAACACAGAGUGCAAUAUGAAAUAAGAACAUACUUCCGGUUUAUACAUCUGCAACGACUCACGGGAUCCACCUGCGACACCUUCCUUGAAUACAUAGAGAGGAACCUGCCAGAAGGUUGUGCAUUAAAAGUUACAAAGAUCGAAUGCCAAAAACUACCUGAACACAUAACUCCACCAACUAAUGAAUAAGAUAUAUUUAUAAAUGUAGAUUUAGAAUAAAACAUCUCUAUAGUAUGCAUUUUUUUAUUUUUAAUAAUAUAGUCAGAACUACAAAAUUGAGCUUUUGUUCAAGAUAAUUUUAUGUAGAGUACAGAAAAAUAAUCAAAUAAGUUCAAAAUGGGGUAUACUAAUGUAGUCACUACAAUAUAGUCUAGUUUAAAAAUGCUAGUAGACCAUUUAUUAGGGCCGCACUACAUAAUUAUUUAUUUCAAGUAGGCACAAUUAAUUGUAUAAUCAUCUAAAAAGCACGGCUCCGGCGCGGUGUUGUUUCGUAUUUGCUUACCACUAACCUUGAGUGGACCGCGUGCUGACCAGUGACCACCCACUAUCAGCUUUUUGUUAGUCGUUAUCAAAUGUACCAUACAACACUAUUAA